Molecule: messenger RNA, 3218 nt
Organism: Candoia aspera
Lineage: Eukaryota; Metazoa; Chordata; Lepidosauria; Squamata; Candoiidae
Gene: SEMA3G
Product: semaphorin 3G
Exons: 17
Coding region: 166-2538 (790 amino acids)
Biological process (GO): negative chemotaxis; positive regulation of cell migration; semaphorin-plexin signaling pathway
Cellular component (GO): plasma membrane
Molecular function (GO): semaphorin receptor binding; chemorepellent activity
Source: RefSeq, a predicted model, not a curated record
UGCCGGCUUCUGGAGCCGCCCCUAGGCAGCUGCAGCGCGGCCUCGGAAAGGCUGCGGGGCUCAGGGCAAGCCCACUGAGUUUGGAGGAACUUGCGGCGUGGCCGGUCGUCCUGCCAGCCCAGGCGAGGGGAAAGCAGGAGCGUAGAGUAAGACAAGUGAGGGGCUAUGCAGCGCGCGGGAGCCCUCUUCGCUGGCCUGGGAAUUUGGUGGUGGCUCAGCUGGGAUCUCGUUGCCGUCUGCGAUGCUGCCAAGGGCCGCGUGCCUCGCCUUCGCCUCUCCUAUAAAGAUCUCCUGGCCACUAACCGCUCAGUCCUGUUUCUUGGUCACCGGGGAAGUUUAGACUUUCGCUCCUUGUACCUAGAUGAAUACCGUGACCGCCUAUUCAUUGGAGGAAAGGACACCCUUUACUCACUUCGGCUAGACCAAGCCAAUAUGGAUGUCAAGGAGAUUUACUGGCCACCUCUUCCUGGGCAGAAAGAAGAAUGCUUUCGGAAAGGAAAGGACCUAGUGACGGAGUGUGCCAACUAUAUCCGAGUUCUUUAUCCUUUAAACCGGACUCACCUCUUAGCUUGUGGGACUGGAGCUUUUCAUCCAGUCUGUGCUUUCAUCUAUGUGGGACACAGAGGAGAGCACAUGUUCAGCUUGGAUCCAACAAGUAUAGAAAGUGGCCGGGGCAGAUGUCCACAUGAGCCUAAUCGGGCAUUUGCAAGCACAUUUUUUGGUGGAGACUUGUAUACGGGGCUAACAGCCGAUUUCUUGGGCAGGGACCCUGUGAUCUUCCGGGCCAUGGGACAUCGCUCCUCUCUACGUACAGAGAUGGACCAGAGGCUGCUUAAUGCUCCCAAAUUUGUUGCUGCUUAUAUGAUCCCAGACAAUGAUGAUCGGGACAAUGACAAAGUCUACUUCUUCUUCACUGAGAAGGCAGCAGAGUCGGACAGCAAAGGGCAUGCCAUCUUUAGCCGCGUGGGGAGAAUCUGUGUGAAUGAUGCUGGUGGACAACGAGUGCUAGUCAACAAAUGGAGCACUUUCAACAAAGCCCGUCUUGUGUGUUCUGUUCCAGGACCAGAUGGCAUUGACACACACUUUGAUGAACUGGAGGACAUCUUUCUUCUGAGGGCUAAAGAUGGCAAGAACCCUGAAGUCUAUGCACUGUUCAGCACCAUCAGCAGUGUCUUCCAAGGCUUCGCCAUCUGUGUCUAUCGUAUGGCAGACAUCUGGGAGGUUUUUAAUGGACCAUUUGCUCAUAAAGGUGGUCCUGGUCAUCAGUGGGCAGCUUACGAGGGCAAGGUGCCUUACCCAAGGCCAGGAGUUUGCCCCAGCAAAACCACCAACCAGCCAAGUCGUCAGUAUUCCUCCACCAAAGACUACCCGGAUGAGGUACUGCACUUUGCACGUGCUCACCCACUGAUGAGCAAAUCUGUGUAUCCACUACACCGCCGGCCUGUGCUGGUGAAAACCAACUUGCAGCAUCGCCUACGGCAGAUAGUGGUGGACCGCGUGGAAGCUGAGGACGGGCAUUAUGAUGUCAUGUUCAUUGGCACAGAGGCUGGCUCCAUACUGAAGGUCAUAGCCCUACAGAGAGGAAGCUUUGCUGCUGUCGAAGAAGUCGUUUUGGAAGAGCUUCAAGUAUUUAAGGUACCAGUCCCCAUCACUGAGAUGGAAAUUUCUGUGAAACGGCAAAUGCUUUAUGUGGGCUCACGGGUCGGUGUUGCCCAAGUGAAACUGCAUCAGUGUGAGACUUAUGGGACAGCCUGUGCGGAAUGUUGCCUGGCACGGGACCCUUACUGUGCCUGGGAUGGCCUCACUUGCACCAGAUACCAGGAGUCGGGCAAACGUCGCUUUCGCAGGCAAGACAUCCAGAACGGGAAUCCCAUGCACCAGUGCCUGGAUCAAAACCUAACAGUGGAUAACUUUGACAGCAUUGAGGAGAAGGUGGUAUAUGGGACAGAGCACAACAGCACCUUCUUAGAGUGUAUCCCUAAGUCACCCCAAGCUGCAGUGCAGUGGUUUGUGCACCGAUCUCCAGGGGAGCUAAGAGACGAGGUGAAAACAGAUGAACGGAUCAUGAAGACAGAGCAAGGCUUGCUAUUCCGGAAGCUCUUUCGUCAGGAUGCUGGAACUUAUUACUGCAGGUCUCAGGAGCAGGGGUUCACUCAGACCGUCACCAAAAUUGCUUUGGAAGUGGUAGAAAGUGAGCAGCUGGAGCAGAUCUUCCAGAGGGAGCAGGACGAGGAGCUGCCUCGCCCUCCUUGCCGAGUUCCCAAUCUCCGCCUGCUGCACGGCCAACGAAUGUGGUUCAAAGACAUCAUGCACCUAAUUGGCUAUGCCAAUCUGCAGAGGGUGGAGGAGUACUGUGAGCGGGUGUGGUGCGGAGAUCGGCCACUGUGGCAUAAAGGCAAGCUCCCUAGGAGCAAGAACCUGCUGGAUGGGGGCAAAAAGGGAAGAGGCAAGCAGCCCAGUGAGAGAAACCGGGUGCCCAGGCAAGCAGUAGCCACCGAAGGGGGAAUGGAGCCAACGCCUGGCAAAAGCAAACCAUGAAUGAAGACCCACCCCUCUAGAAACUGCCCUUGUAAAGGGUCCUGAUGGAAGCCCCCUGCCCUUGCUGAUCAGCUGAGCCUAUAGACGUCCCUUCCUUCUGUCAAAAUGCUGGAGAUUUAACAAAUACCAAAGUAUUGUUUUCCUGUCCCAUAUUGACAACCCUGGUGGGAGGGGUAUCAAGUCGAGGAAGAUGUGGAGGUGGCCUCACUCACAAAAACAGAUUGUCCAUUUUGGUAAUGGGUGUUAAGUGCUGAGUAUCUGUGAGUAUCAUGUUCAGUAUGACUGAGCCACAUGACUCAGAAAAGGAGCCUUAAGGAUCUAACCAUGGGGCUGGGAGACUAUCACCAGAAAUCAAGGAACAGCAACACACAUUCUUUUCACAGGACUGAGGGAAAAGAGUCGGGAGCUGCUUCUGGAAAGAAUGGAUAUAUGUAGCCCGUGCUCUUCUGGAGGUGACAAUGAUCAGCUGUAGAUAACUGGUGACAAGACCACCCCUUUGAAGGAACAGAUGCUGCUUCCAGUGACCUAUUCUCCCUACAGUACAUGCUGGGUGGCCCUGGGAUUGAGAUAUCUUGCUGAAACAGUUAUCAGGGAGUGCGUUGAUUUCUUCCAGGCAUUAAUAGUCUAGAGCGGUGUUUCUCAACCUCAGCAACAUCAAGACGUGUGGACUUCAACUCCCA